AUUGUACACAGAAGAAUCUCACUAUGCAAUAGAGUACAUUAAGUACGUUAAGUGUUAAGUAGCUGUCCUCUAGUGGCGAAUAUGAGAACUGCAGACAAAUACUGCACCAGUAUAAAAUGGAUCGCUAAUGGUUUGGUGGUAAUAAUCGUUUAUGUUUAUACCGUUGCUCAGUUCCUACUUGUACAAUAUAACACCCAAGUUACUGUCAUAAAAUGAGAGGAGGAUAAAAGCACUGCUACAGAAUUAAAGUCAGUCUUUGGGAUUUAAUUGAAUAAAUGUUCGGUUGCAGAAACAGACGUAACUUAAAACUUAUUAUCUUCUCAUUUAAACCCCUCACUGUUUUUCACCACCAGAAUCUGUAGAAGUGUCAGCGGUAUCUUUUAUCAUAUGAUUAAAGAUCAUACAUCUAUAUUAAUCUUUACACCGGAAGUGAAAUGCUUAUUACUUCCUUAGCAACCACCGAGUCCUUAGUAACCACAACAGUAAGACGAGAAAAUGACAGCAAAGAAAAUAUGCGCCAAAAAAUCGUUGUGGCAGCAAGUGUGUGAAGAGUAUGAGUGUGAGCAGCCCAGUCCUCCAAAUGUUGAGUGGGAAGACAGCAGCUCAGUGAGCACCCAGUUCUCCCAGUACAGCGCCAGUACACACUCCCCCGUCUUCUAUGGACUCACCACAGCCAAGGUUUUUGUAGACGAUGACCCCCUGAGAGAUUUUAACCCUCUGCUUUGCCACCCUGCUGUCGCUGGUUACUCUAUAUUAGACAAAUCUCCUGCUACAAGACAGGAGAACCUCUCAGCGGCUGAAACGACACUGUCUCCACACUUUGGUGAACAUCCGGUCUCACGGUACUUAGAGCACAGGGUGUUUCCAGUGUUACUGCCUGGUCUGGAGGCAGUGCUGAGAGAAGCUGUGAAACAGGGCUGUUUUAAGCGGAAAAUAACAGCGUUCAAUCCGUGUGACUUCCUAACUGAGUGGCUCUACAACCAUAACCCCUGCAGGCGAGGACAGGCCCCAGUAAACUUCCAGGACAUACCGUUUGUCAAGGACUGGCUCAGCAUGCAUCCAAGGCUUCCCACUCCUCUGUUUUUGCGGCUGAGUGAAGAACAGGCCUCCCUGCUCAUCCAGGCAUUCUGGAGGGGAUACAAGGUCAGGGCACGCCCAGAUGUGCAGGAACUGCGCCAGUGGCAGAAAGACCUGAGAGAGAAUCAUGACAUAGUCAAAACUGUUGAGGAAUUCUGGGCCAAACAAGAGAGCCGAGUGGGCUCAGCAAUGACAGAUCUUCCCGAAAGCCCCCAGCCCGGCAAUUCAGAUGUUUCUAUCCAGGUGGUUUCCCCCACUCCCCAGAGUACUGUGGUCCACACCCCCAUCACCCAGAUGGCCACCGGUGAGUGGUUGACCCCCAGCAUGUGCAAUGUGGAAGAAAUAACCUCCACACCAUUACUGACAAACAUCCUGGCAGCAGCAGAGUCCAGUGACAAAUCCUUGGCUUCGAUGUCUCCAUCUUUACUAGGAACUCAUGACCUGAACUAGUCUGUUGGUAAUAUCAGCUUACAUCAUUAGUUCCAUGUACAAUACUCGUUUGGUGUUUCAAGGCUAUUAAACUCUGUUGAGCUGGUGUCACACUGAGCAAAGUGAUCAGUCCGACAAACCAUUAAACAUGCCUGUAACCAAUUGGAUAUGACCAGGCAGGGAUUUAUGUCUGAGACCCCAUGUCUAAUUAGCUGAUUGCUUUCAUUGCCUUUUUGAUGGAUCACUUGGCUUCAUGAGACUCACCCACCGAGCGCCAUAUCAUGCACUAUAGUUCACAUAUUAUAUUAUUGGGAGUAAAACUUGUCGCACACCUAUAACAGACAUAAUAUUUCUCCCCAGUGCCUCUAGCUGAUAGCUCACUGCUAGAUAACCCAAUCAUAUUUUCUGACUUGUCAUUUCCUUUUCCCUGGGCAGUACAUAUAACUUGAUUGUGGAAUAUGGAGCAUUUUUCCAUUAAAGUCAGGAAUUGAGGCCAAAGAGAGCAUGUGACUGUGUGCAGACUAGAGUGGUACUUUCUUUCCUGUUUAUCAGCAGAGGAAAUUACCUUGUCAGGGAAGCAGAGAACAGAAAAGGGCAUUUAAAGACCACAAUGAGAUCAGUGGUGUUGAGGGAAAAGAAAUACUUAAUAUCCAUUGUAAUCCAGUAUAGUAGACACUGCUAUGUGAGAUGGCACUAAAAGUAUAUUUAUGUGUUUGUAAUGAAUCGGUUUAAUAAAAACUGUCACCAUGUAGAUUUAAUUACUAAAUGUCAUAAAAAAUUAAAUGUAUAGUGUGGUAUUU
This is a messenger RNA of Sphaeramia orbicularis (orbiculate cardinalfish), 2306 nucleotides long. RefSeq names its product IQ motif containing K (gene iqck). The coding region runs from base 496 to 1527 and encodes 343 amino acids. The record is from RefSeq and is a predicted model, not a curated record. The transcript has 9 exons. NCBI's taxonomy places the organism in Eukaryota, Metazoa, Chordata, Actinopteri, Kurtiformes, Apogonidae.